AUGGCCCGACUGGUGACCCUGUGCCUGGCCCUGACCCUUAUCCUCAGCCUGGCUCUUAGUAGCAGCACCUCCUCAUCCUCCCCCUCAACCCUAGGGGUGUACAUCGAGCGGGCGCCCGAAUCGGCGGUGGCCCCCAAAGGCGAUGAGGUCGUGUUCGAGUGCGAGAUGAACCUGAAGCCCGAUCGACUAGAGUGGCGCUUCCGGGAGAAUGGAUCCGUGGCGUACCGCUACCUGAGGCCCAGCGGCGGUUACAAUGUGACGAACAGCAACGAGGAGCGCACCUGGAAGCUAAGGAUCUACGUGAGUCCACAGACGGUGGGCGACUACCAGUGCGUUGCCUGGUACGGGCCCGGGGCGCUGGCCUCGACGCCCGCUCGGCUCACCCUCGUCUCCAUUUCGAUCGACAAUCCCAACGGCUACAGUCGCCCGCAUGCGGUACGCUGGAGCGUGGCGCCCCGUAAUUGUGUCCUCAUUCGAUGUGGCACGGUGACCUCCAGUCCGCCGGCCAUCUGGAGCUUCUACCGGAACGGGGAGAAGCUGCCGCAGACAGAGAUGCUGGUUUCGGGAGCGGGCGGGGCCCUGGUCCUAAGCUCAGUCGGCGCCAAGGAUGCGGGGAACUACACCUGCGCGGCAACCAAUGCUAUCACGGGGGUGGAAGUCCGCCUGCCCCAAGUCAUCGACCUUAGGGUGGACUACACGGACCGCACGCAGCCCUACUUUCUCCAGCAGCCGGCGAGCCAGCUGCAGGCGCGCCCCGGCGAGACUAUUAUCCUGGAGUGCCCCGGCGUAGGCUCUCCCAGGCCAGAGGCCGUCUGGAGCAGCCCCACUCUCCCCAGCAUCAAUCACAAUCGCAGUCGAGUGCUCGCGUAUGGUCUGCAAAUAACCGAUGUACGGCCGGAGGAUCAAGGCUCGUAUGUGUGCCGCUUGGACAACGGUAUAGCGCCCGUCCGUGUGCACAUGAUCAAGCUGCAGGUCCUGGAACGCCCCAGCAUACUGCGCGGACCAGCGGCCACGCUCACCAAUGAGGGCGACUCCUUGACCCUUGAAUGCUCGGCCACAGGCAAUCCCCAGCCGGAGAUAUACUGGCUACUCAACGGCGAGGAUGCGAGCACCGACAACGAGACGCUUGCCGAGAACCGCAGCCUACUCAUCCAUCACGUGCAGAAGCGGCAUGCGGGAGUAGUGCAAUGCUUUGCGAGGAAUACCCUGGGAGAGAUCAGCGAAGGAAAUAUGCUGCGUGUGAAUCCCCUUCAGAUAAGCGGUGAGGAUUACCAGCCUUUGGGGAAUGUGCCGAUGCGUUCGUCGCAUGAUUCGGGCAGUGGAGGGUCCUCCUCGGGCUCUGGCUUCUCCUCGUCCUCUGGUAGCGGCGGCGGAUCCCGCAACAAGGGCAAGCGGAAGUACAACCGUCUGGACAUGGUGCCACCGUCACGGCCCAAUGUUACCCGUUUGGCCGACGAUGCCGUCAUGCUGCGCUGGAACGUGCCGCGCAACGACGGCCUCUCCAUCAACUUUUUCAAGGUGCAGUAUCGCAUGCUCGGCGACAGCUUCCGUAAGAUUCCACGCGAAAACUGGCAGACCACCAACGAGAACAUACCCUACGGUUACUGGAAGGCAACGCGCGGACGUGAUCGCCACGACCGGGACCAACAGCAGCAGCAUGAAGUAACCGUCGGCCCCAAGAACUUCACGUCGUCGGUGACGGGACUGCGACCGGAUCGGUAUUAUCGCUUCCGGAUCGUGGCCGUCUACUCGAACAACGACAACAAGGAGGGUAACACAUCACUCAAGUUCUUCCUAGAGAGAGGCGUAGCCAAAUCGAACCUCCCGGUGCCCGAUCUGCGCGACGUGGAACCCUACUCCGAGUCUGCCGUUCUGCUGCACUGGACCCUGGCCGCUGCGGCUGUCCCGGCCACAGCCACGGGCUCCUCAUCCGACAGCAGCAUCGAUGGCUACUAUGCGUACUACAGGCCCACUGACUCGGCGGGCGAGUACCUCAAGGCGACUGUGGAUGGCGGCCAUACGCGCCGUUUUAAGAUCGAUAUGCUACGAGCGGGUACCGCCUACGAGUUCAAGCUGCAGACCUUCAAUGCCCAUGCGGCCUCCGAAUUCAGUGCCAUUCGUCAGGCGCGGACAAAGAAGCUAAAUGAGCCGACAGCAUCGUCUACAACGCCCCUGAUGGUCCCCGCCAACCAGGGGAAGCCGUCGCAGAGCUCCAUUUACCCGGUGAUUGCCGGUGCCGCCGUUGUGGGCCUGCUACUGCUGAUUGCAACAGUGGUAGCAUGCCUGCGUCGUCGCAAGAAUUCCCAGCCAGAGGAUGAGAACAAACCGCAAUUGGAGCAUAUACAAGCUGACUUUGUUACCUCCGCCGUGCUGGGGGUUGGCGGGCAUCACAAAAGCGGCGGCGAUGUGCGACGCCUGAAUGGCGUUAUACCGCGCAUGAAUAUCACGCCUAACCCGCUGGCCCAGGACACUGCCUCCGACAAGAACCGCAACGUCAUGGAGCUGCGCUUCAUGCCGCCCUUGUCUAAUGGCCAUGGAAAAGGCAAUGGGAUCCACUGCAUACCGGGAGGAGGACCUGGAGAGGCGGCAGAAGAUGAGGAUGCCCUCCAAGCAAUGGCUUCGUCCUCCUGCGAGACAUUGGAGGCCUGCGAUGGCAUCAGCCAGCAGCAGCAGGAGCCAUCGCCAUCGAUGGACGCCCCCAGCAAGCCACUGCCGCCGCUGCCCAAGAAAUCCACAUCCGCCACCAACGCCACUACAGCAACAGGUGCUGGUGCAGGUUCAAGCUCUGGCAAGCCAGUAAACGGCAACGCUGGCGUUGUGGCAGCCAUGCAUCAGAGCGGUCUGCACCAUGCCCAGCCGUAUCAUCCGCCGGGGACACCAACUAUGCUACACAAGCGCCUCGAUUACCACCAGCAACAGCUGCAGCAGCAAGCGCCGCCAGUGCCGCCACACGCCUCCUACUACCAGCAGCAGCAGGCGCCUAUACAUCUUCCUGGAGCCUGCGGGCCCUCCCCCAUGUUGGAGCGCAGUGUGCGGGGUCUGCAGCAGCACCAGCAGCCGUCGUACGGGGCCGGCUUUCCUGAGGACGGUACUCCCACACCAUCGCGCAUACCCUCGCUGCGGCGACAGCGACGCGCCUCGGGCAGCCAGCAUAACAGCCACAGCAAUCUCAAUCUGAACCACCAUCAGCAUCACAAUAACAACAACAACCUGCCGCCACACCACCAACAUCUGCACCACCAUCAGGGGCACCAGGGUCUGGUAGGCAUACCGAUUGUACCUGGCAGUCCACGGGUGCAGCGUUCGCCGAUGCCCAGCCGUGCGAUGAUCAAGCGAACGCGACUCGGCAGCCACACGGACAACAUAUCGUCCGGCAGUCUCAACAGUAUUGAGGUGUAGGUCGAAGGAGGAGCAUCCAAUUAGACAAGAAAGAACAGCAGGAGCCUAAGCACACGAGACACGAGUUAAGACUAGCGACAUAUAUAGAAUAUAUAUUAUGUAUUAUUACAAUUACUAUUACGAUACCCAGGCUUGCAAAUGCAGUCGGAAACAGAAGAUCUAUACCCUCUUUAUUUUUAUACCCGAUACUCAAAAA
Molecule: messenger RNA, 3595 nt
Organism: Drosophila persimilis
Lineage: Eukaryota; Metazoa; Arthropoda; Insecta; Diptera; Drosophilidae
Gene: boi
Product: interference hedgehog
Exons: 7
Coding region: 1-3399 (1132 amino acids)
Biological process (GO): cell-cell adhesion; axon guidance
Cellular component (GO): plasma membrane; axon
Molecular function (GO): protein binding
Source: RefSeq, a predicted model, not a curated record